Molecule: messenger RNA, 411 nt
Organism: Paramecium octaurelia
Lineage: Eukaryota; Ciliophora; Oligohymenophorea; Peniculida; Parameciidae
Source: the annotation of a GenBank genome assembly
AUGAAUGGCCAUCUAAUUUGGCUUUUUAUUAUCCUGUCUUAACAUCCCAUAAACGGAUAGACUUAUCAUGACUACUAGAUGCUAAUGUAGUACCAUCAGGAGAGAAACAAAUUGAAUAAACCAAAUUUUCAUGAUUAUUACCUGUAUAAAUUUAAUAAAAUUAAAAAAUUAUUCAUCUUGAAAUUUACAGACAUUCCAAUCCAUAUAUAAUUAUGGCCAAUUUAAUUUUCGAUCAUCCCUAAUAAACCACUAUGUAAAUAACUUAACUAGGUCAUGAAUUAAAAUAUAAUUGGCUCAUCAUGGUAGCCCCAAACUACUUUAAAAAAAGGAUGGUUUUUGAAUGGAUAAAGAGUUGAUAAACUAUUUGAAAAUUUCAAUUUACAAUAGUGGGCAAUUUUCACCUAACAUUGA